This is a messenger RNA of Pyricularia pennisetigena, 1911 nucleotides long. RefSeq lists its product as uncharacterized. Lineage: Eukaryota; Fungi; Ascomycota; Sordariomycetes; Magnaporthales; Pyriculariaceae. The record is from RefSeq and is a predicted model, not a curated record. Bases 1 to 1911 code for a protein of 636 amino acids. The transcript is spliced from 2 exons.
AUGAAGGCCACUUCCAUGAUCGUCCUGAGCUUCGGCGCCCUCGCCGCUGCCGGAAGCAACUUUGCUGGUGGAUACGGCAACGAUGACACUGUACCUGCCCCCGCCCCAGCUGUUCCCUCCCCCACGCCGGCCUCGGCUGUGAAGCCCGUCGCCGGCGAGCCCUCUGCCGCCGCCAAGAAGGCUGACGACGACGACUGCGAGACCAAGCCUGUGCCUGUCCCUGCCGCCUCGCCCAGCCCCGUCGCCCCGCCGGCGGCCAAGAAGGUGCCCAACUCUGAGGUUGCCCCCGUGGCCCAGACCACGCCCACCAGCAAGCCCGCCAUCGAGAAGACGCUCGUGCUCAGCGUGCCGUCCAUGACCAUGCCCGCCGUGCUGUCCAAGCCCAGCAUCCUCUCCGACGUCACGUCGCUCAUCGCCGACCUCAAGCCCAGCACCAUGGUCAAGGUCCCCGGCGUGGCCAAGCCCACCCAGUCCGCCUACAUGGCCGCCCCGGCCCCGGCCCCUGCUACCCCGGCCGUCCCCGCCCCCGCCCCCGCCUACAACGGCACCACCCCCAAGCCUGCGCCCGUCACUGCCGGUGCCGUCUCGGUUGCCACCGGUGGCCUUGGCGGCCUUGAGGGCCUUGUCGAAGCUCUUCCUCGUCUUGGCCGCCUCCCUGAAACCCUCGCUGUGCAGGCUGGCUGUGGCAGGCUCGCCGUCCUCCCCAAAGAUGCCAAAGGAGGCGUGCAGGGCCGGGAACUCGUGGCUGACGUUGCCCUGAUCCGUCGAACCACUGGGCCCGUUGAGCUUCUCCUCGUCGGCGGACGGGAUCGAGCCGUCGAACCACUCCCUGUAGUGCCUGGUCAGGACGUCGUUGUUCACCAUGUCGCUGUACCCGUGCGGCCGCAUGGUCAGGUUCAUGGUGGCGCCCGUGCCGACGGCGCCGGCCUCCAUGGCCUUCUCGAAGCGCUCGAUCAGCGGCGCCAGGUUCUCGGUCGUGUCGGACCGCACCUGGAACACGGCGGCCGCCGAGUCCGGGAUGAUGUUGACGGCGCCGUCUGCCGUGGCGAUGCGGCCGUGUACCCGGUCCGCGGGCCGGCUCUGCUGCCGCAUCAGCCCCAGCGCCGAGUAGGCCAGCGCGAUGGCGUCCUGCGCGUUGACGCCCAGCCACGGCGACGCGGCCGCGUGCGCCGGCCGGCCGUGGUACUCGACGUCGAAGCGGUCCGUGGCCAUGGCGAACGUGUAGGCGGCGUCGGUGGCGUCGCCGCCGGGGCCCGGGUGCGCCAUGAUGCUGAUGUCGACGUCGUGCUGCGAGAAGGCCCCGGCCUCGAGCAUGCGCACCUUGCCGCCCAGCGACUCCUCGGCCGGCGUGCCGAACAGCACCACCCUGCCGGGCAGGGCCUCCCUCCGCAUGACCUCGGCGGCGGCCAGGGCGCCGGCGACCGAGGCGGCGGCGAUCAGGUUGUGGCCGCAGCCGUGGCCCAGGCCCUGCAGGGCGUCGUACUCGGCGUUGAAGGACACGACCGGCCCGCCGCCGUGGCCGCCGUCAAACACGGCCACGAAAGCCGUGUCCAGCCCAAACGCCGACCGCGUCACCUCCCAGCCCGGCUUAGACGCCACGUACGCCGUCAGCAGGUCGUGCGCCCGCACCUCCUGGUACCCGAGCUCCGGGUUCUCGUGGAUCUCGGUGCUGAUCGGCCAGAGCUCCUCGGCGAGCGAGUCGACGUGCUCCGAGACCGUGGUCAGGUGAGGCGAGGAGGUCGUGGGCCCCCCGCCGACGGCUGUGUUGUUGCCGGCGGCGGACUGGCGGCGGGGCAGCGGCGAAAAGUGAUCUUCAUCGCCGCACGCGGAGAUGGGGAUGGCGGUUAUGACCAGGGCGAGCAGGGCCCUGCUGGUGAACUGGGAGCGGACCAUAUUGGCUUGUGUGUUUGA